GUUCACACUUCAUUUCAAAGAACUCUAAGGUGACCGAAGUAUGGAAGACAUGGAGAAAUUCUUAUUCAGAUUUAAAGGAUAUUAUUUUAAUCAUUCAUCACUUGAUAUUAGCUUUAUAGAAAAUUUAGAUAAUUUUGAAAUCAGAGAAAAUGAUGUCUUCAUAAUCACAUACCCCAAAUCUGGAACCAUCUGGUUUCAGCAAUUAUUAAGUCUGAUUUAUUCUGAGGAACAUCGCAAAGGUACUGGAAAACUGGAAACCAAGGAUCGAGUCCCCUUCUUUGAGUAUAAAACUCCAGAAAUGGAUUUUGAGGAAAGACCAUCCCCUCGUCUCUUCUCUACCCACCUCCCAUACUACUUGGUUCCCAGUGGGCUGAAGAACAAAAAAGCCAAAAUCAUUUAUGUAUACAGAAACCCUAAGGAUGUUAUGUGCUCAUAUUUUCACUUUGCAAAGAAUGUAAUGUUACAGUUUACAGGUACCUUUGAGGAAUUCAUGAAACAAUUUCUCGAAGGAAGAGUGGUGGGAAGCCUUUGGUUUGACCACAUCAAAGGUUGGUAUGAGCACAGAAGCCUCUUCAACAUUCAGUUCAUGACCUAUGAGGAGAUGAAGAAGGAUCCCAGAUGUUCUGUGUUAAAAAUCUGCAAGAUUCUGGGGAAAGUAUUGAGUGCUGAGGAUAUCGAUGCAGUUGUGAGACAGGCCACAUUUGAGAACAUGAAGGAUGACCCACUAGCAAAUUAUGACAAUAUAAAAGCCAUUGCAUUUGGGCCAAAUGCAAAAGGUCAUUUUCUUCGCAAAGGUACCAUCGGAGACUGGAAAAAUCACCUGACUGUUGAGCAGAAUGAAAGGUUUGACCAGAUUUUCCAAAGGGAGAUGAAGGAUUUUUCCCUGGAGUUCAUCUGGGACAUGAAUGAAGACUAGAAUGUGAAGCAAAGCACAGAUCCCCUAAAAAAGCACUGUCGAAGGAAACAUAUUGAAUUGUCCACGUUCAUCGUUGACUGUCACUGAAUCAUUACUGUAAAACCUGAGUGAUGAAUAACUAUGAAUAUCCAACUCUCCAUCAUUUGCCAUCUGUGGCCUGUUGUCCAUUGGCGGGGAUCCCCCAGUGCCUGUUCAGGAGAGGGUUUCCUCUUGGUUUUGGUGUAUAAUUAGGGAAGAGUUUUUAUUUUAUAUCCAGAAAUUCCAAAGGUCUUCGGCCAAAUAGGAGGUCAUAACAUGUGAUCAAUUUACAUCUUGUAAUAGAAGACUUGUCAUUUAUAAAAAGGGUACUUAUGGCCUUUCUUCAUAUAUCAGGUUUUAAUUUUUACAUAGUGAGUCAACCUUUCAUUUUAUGGCUUCUAGGUUUUGUGUUUGACUUUGAGGGUUGCCAACACGAGUAUCUUCAUGCAUUCAUAAAUCUUAUUUUUCUUUCUCUUA
Molecule: messenger RNA, 1411 nt
Organism: Mustela lutreola (European mink)
Lineage: Eukaryota; Metazoa; Chordata; Mammalia; Carnivora; Mustelidae
Product: amine sulfotransferase-like
Exons: 7
Coding region: 41-916 (291 amino acids)
Biological process (GO): sulfation
Cellular component (GO): cytoplasm
Molecular function (GO): sulfotransferase activity
Source: RefSeq, a predicted model, not a curated record